This is a messenger RNA of Theobroma umbraticum, 2157 nucleotides long. RefSeq lists its product as uncharacterized. Lineage: Eukaryota; Viridiplantae; Streptophyta; Magnoliopsida; Malvales; Malvaceae. The record is from RefSeq and is a predicted model, not a curated record.
UUGAGUUCUGUUAACGGGGCUUAAUGCAGAUUUUCCCAGAAAGAUGGCGUGAACAGUGGAACCAAUGGGAACUACGUUCGUUGGUGCUACUCAGCCUUUCCUUGCAAAUUAUCCUCAGUUUCUUUGGUAAUCGGAGAAAAUAUAUAGCAAGAAACUGGAUCAGUUUUAUUCUUUGGUUGGCCUACUUAUCAGCUGACUAUGUUGCAACUGUCUCACUGGGCAUCCUUGCCAGUAAUCAGGGAGAUUUAGAUGAUGAUUCCCUUGAUAAUGCUAUAAUGUCGUUUUGGGCACCAUUUCUUCUCUUGCACCUUGGGGGCCCUGACACCAUAACUGCGUAUUCUUUGGAAGACAAUGAGUUAUGGCUUAGGCACUUGCUUGGUCUUGUUACCCAGGUUGGGGUGGCAUUUUAUGUCUUUAUAAGAUCCUUGAAGCCAAUGAAGCUCAACUUCGUAGCUAUUCCAAUGUUCAUUGCUGGAACUGUCAAGUAUGGGGAGAGGACUUGGGUUCUCAGGUCUGCAAGCAGUCAGCAUUUUAGGGAGUCGCUUCUCCAACGUCCAGAUCCAGGACCCAACUAUGCCAAGUUUAUGGAGGAUUACAAGUUGAAGGAAAGGGAAGGAUUUGAGCUGUCGUGUACUGCAAAUCAGGCUUUUACAGUUGUCCCUCGUACCAACUCAUUUCAGGGAGGUAGCCUCAUUCCUGAUGGUGCCAUUUUGAUUGCUGCUUAUGAUUUCUUCAACACGUGUAAGAGGCUCUUUGCAGAUCUCAUUCUCAGCUUUCAUGAUAUUGAAAAGAGCCACUCCUACUUUCAGAGGUGUCAUUGGGAUGAGGCUUUCAAAGUGAUUGAAGUUGAGCUUGGAUUUGUGUAUGACUUAUUCUAUACAAAGGCAAGUAUAGUAUAUUCCAACUGGGGUGUUUUUCUUCGCUCUGUGAGUUUAUCUUCUACUAUUAUUACUUUAGCAACUUUCACCGCGAUUGACAGGCAGGGAUUUAAAACUGUUGACGUGAGUAUAACAUUUUUGUUGCUCAUUGGAGCUAUUUUCCUUGAGAUUUAUGCAAUUCUUGUGCUGCUUUCAUCGGAAUGGACAAUGCUUCGGCUCAGCAAACGAGAAAAAUUUCCAGUGAGUCAGACUUCUAAAGCCAUAUCCACGUUCAAAUUUAUAACUAGCAAGAACAGAUGGUCAAAUUACAUGGAACAGUACAGUCUUAUUGGUUCUUGCUUCAGAGGUGAGCCCGGUGAUUUGCAUGGAGUCCAAAGGCGUGGCUGGAUUCACAAACAUGUUCAUGGCAAUAUAACUUCAGAGAGUGUAUCUCCUUGUCUGAAAGAAUUUGUCUUUGAAGAGCUUGUGGAGAAAUCAAAGGUUGCCUCAAACUUUUCAAUUUCUAGGCAAUUAUGUGCUUGCAGGGGUGAGCAGGUACUUGGAGAGAAAAACUGUCUAGAUAGACUUGGUUGGAGCGUUGAAGUCGAGUUUGAUCAUAGCAUUCUGCUAUGGCAUAUUGCUACAAGUCUCUGCUAUUGUUAUGAUCAGAAAAGGAAUCCAAGUUCUGUUCUUGAUUCAAGAUGUAAAGUCAGCAAGUUAAUAUCAGAAUACUUGCUGUACAUUCUUGUCAAGCGGCCUUCUAUGAUGCCUAAUGGAAUUGGGCAGAUCAGGUUUCAAGAUACAAUUUGUGAAGCAAUAGAAUUCAUUCAAGAAAGAAAAUUCAUAUCAAAUGCCUCCUUAGCUUGUGAAAAGCUACUGCAAGUAGACACCAGGAUUGAACCUGCAAUUGUCAAAGGAGACAGAAGCAAAUCUGUGCUAUUUGAUGCCUGUAGACUAGCCAAAGAAUUGCACUCAGUAGAACAAGAAAGGAAGUGGCACACAAACGAGAAGUGGGAGUUAGUAAGUCAUGUAUGGCUGGAGAUGCUAUCAUAUGCUGCCGGUCAAUGUAGGUGGAAUCAGCAUGCUCAGCAACUUAGACGAGGUGGAGAGCUGCUCACUCAUGUCUGGCUAUUAAUGGCACAUCUUGGCUUGACAAAACAAUUCCAUAUUUCACGAGGUCAUGUUAGAGCUAAAAUUUUAAGGCAGUAGCAAGACUACCAACUGAAGCUGAAAAUCGAAAGGUCUAGCUGAUAAUUCACUUGAAAGAUAUGCAAAAAAAUGGAUGCAGACAUAUACCGCC